GGGCGGGGAGCGCGGGGAGUCCGGGCCGAUCCGGGCCCUUAAAGCAUCUCGCCCUCCCCCGCCGACCCCGGGCGCCUGCCGCCUCACUCCAGAGCCGCGGCCGCAGCAGUUCAUGCUCCACGUUGGUUACAUCAAAGUGCUCUCUCCUCUUUGGACCGUUUUCAGGAACUGACAUCAGUUUUCAUAUAGCUUAAGCUUAAAAAGCAAGGGGAGAGGCAAAGCACAGAGAGCUGCAGAUCAGACCUUCCUGAGCCUCCCUGCCUGGAGCAGCUGAGACCUCUGGAGAAUGCUGGCUGCCAGGCCCUCCCUCUGAGGUGGGAAGGCUGGUGUCCAUGGGACAGCUCCCUGGCUCCUGGGUCCACCAUGGCCUCCAUCCUUUGACUGGACAGCUGACGUGACCAGUGCCCCCAGCGUGUGUACUGCUGGACUGGGUGCCGUGUCAGGUACCACCUGCUCUCGGGCUGGGAGCCAGGCUGGUCAGCAUCAGAUGCUUCCAGAAGCCAGACAGCAGCAGAUGGCCUCAAGCAAACUGAGAUGGAGGUGACCUGAGGCCUCCUGGAUGCUCCUGGGGACAGGACAGCUGAGGAGCUGGAGCCAGGCCUGCUGGGGAGCAGUAUGCAGGAAGCUGGCUCUCAGGCCACGAAUGCUUUCACAGAGUGCAAAUUCACCUGCACCAGCGGGCAGUGCUUGUAUCUGGGUUCCCUGGUCUGUAACCAGCAGAAUGACUGUGGGGACAACAGUGACGAAGAAAACUGCCUCCUGGUGACGGAGCACCCGCCUCCGGGCAUCUUCAGCUCGGAACUGGAGUUCGCCCAGGUGGUGGUGGUGGUGGUGGUGGUCACAGUGAUGGUCGUGGUCAUCUUCUGCCUGCUGAACCACUACAGAGCAUCCACCCGGUCCUUCAUCCACCGCCCGGGGCAGGGCCAGAGGCAGGAGGACAGGCCGCAGCUGGAAGGGUGCCUGUGGCCUUCAGACGGCUCUGAACCUCGGCCUACCUCAGAGACCAUGUAUGCCCCGCGGUCCAGGGAUGGGGUGACUGCCCCACCUUUUCUCCAGAGGGAUCGGUUCAGCCGCUUCCAGCCCACCUACCCCUACGUGCAGCACGAGAUUGACCUUCCCCCCACCAUCUCCCUGUCAGAUGGGGAGGAGCCACCUCCUUACCAGGGGCCCUGCACCCUGCAGCUCCGGGACCCUGAACAGCAGAUGGAACUCAACCGAGAGUCAGUGCGGCCACCGCCCAACCGAACUGUUUUUGACAGCGACUUGAUAGGCGUAUCCGUGUACAGUGGGGGCCCGUGCCCACCCAGCAGCAAUUCAGGCAUCAGUGCCAGCACCUGCAGUAGUACUGGGAGGAUGGCGGGGCCGCCCCCGGCCUACAGUGAGGCGAUGGGCCACUACCCAGGUGCCACUCCCUCUCACCCCCAGCACAGCGGCGCACACAGGGGGAGCAGACUGCUGCUCCAGCGGGAAGCCCGGAGCACGGAGCUGCCCGUCCAGGGCACGGACAGGAAGCCCAGGGAGUGCACCUGACCUGCGAGCACACCUGAUGUGAGAAAAGAAAUGGAGUCGCAGCACAGCAGAAUUCAGUAAAACAGAACAAUUCUUUUCAGGGGAGCCACACGCAGAAGGGAAUAGUGUAAACCUCCAGUCUGGCCACAACAGUAUUCAUCUGCGGCAGAGACAGGACAGGGCUGGUUUUGGCGAAGUGUGGGCAUGAGAACACAAAAGGGUGCUUUGAAGACACCAUAAAAUAAAACCCAUGAGGCGUUUGACUUUAAUGUGAAAGCAGAGGCCAGAAUGCCUGUUUUACAAUUAACCGAAUACAGAGGAAAAUGUUAUACGUUAUGGGGAAGACUCGCUAGUUUGCUUUCCCCCCGAACUGUGGAACUUUUGUUUUAAAAAUAUGAUUUUAAGUUUCUGCUUUGUGUGCCAAGGUAUAAAGUGAAGUCAGAUGAAUGCAAGGAGUUAAAUCUGUGUUGUGAUGCUGUGUUUUUAAAAAUUGCACUAUCUUCACUGUUUAACAUGAGGAAGCUUUAUGUGAAGUCCUGUAUGUUGUUUUCUCACCUGUGCAUCAUUAUUAGGCCCCAUAAUAAUGUUCCCCCCAUCAUUGUGCAGGAAAGGGUGUUUGGGGAGGUAGCCUAACAUACUGCUAACUUACACUGGUGAAGAGAGUCAUCACAGGGCAUGCAUCACCAGGGCACCUGCAGACUGGAUGGAGCAGAGGAAACGCCCGCAUCCCUGGUGUGUCGAGUCCCUCCAGCCUCAGGCUGUGUGUUUCAUGCCUGCAUUCACACAUCACACAGUGCUGCCCUAGUCCUCCAGCAGGGCAGUUUCUGCAGUAAUUUUUUUUUUUUCACUGUAGCAUGAAAUAUACUCAGAUAAUACACUAUUUUAUGCAAUAAAUUGUUUAAAAUGCAAGGUGGUUAUUUUUAUACUGUUGAAACAUGUGAUUUCAGUGUUUCCUGUGGUCUGUCUUUCCAUGGAUAGUUGAGUUCAGGCCUGGAUGGCUGAUCAUUGAGACUCGGCAGUGGCUCCGAUGUGCUCGCUGCCCUGGUGUUGCCUGACGCUAGCUGCGGGUUCUGUGUGUGCAGAAACUCCUGAGUUGAGGAAGGGAACCAGCCCCAUAUGGGAACCAGUGCCUGGGAGAGAUGCAGGGCUCAGAACCAGCCAUGCUUCUGGGUCACUCAGGCUCUCCUGGAGACCAGAGCUGGGCGGGGAGUGACUCAGAGCCUUGGGUGAAAAUGAAAAGCACAACCUGCAGCUAAACUCAGCCAGAAGACUUAAAUCUUGUAACAUUCAUCCUCUAACACAGUAAGUUCCUUCUGCAGAGCAUCUGCCUUUCCUGCACCCAGGUGGGGGCUUCUGUGCAGCCCCUACCUGGUCUCGCAGGGUAUCUGACCUGCAGGUCCAAGUGUCCACUCAGUUCUGAGUGUUGUCGUCUUGGGUAUGGUUGUCUGGCAAGGUGCCCUUGUGCCGCUGGCAGAGCACUGUCAACCUCAGGUCCUGUCUGCUGCCCUUUCUGAGGCCCUUCUUGGCCGGUAAGUCCCAGGUUUUGUCUGGAGGAUUGGAAUCCUCAUCCACUUCACAGUGACAUCCACACAAGUAGUUGGUCUAUCUUAGGAGAAAAUAGUCAGCGGUUGUCACUCAUGCUUCAGAUCCUGUUGGGCAGUGUGCCUGCUGAGGACCACAGUGGGAGCUCUAGGACAGGCAGAGCUCUGGGGGACCUGACCAGGGGACCCCUUCAUCCCCCUACGA
Molecule: messenger RNA, 3255 nt
Organism: Budorcas taxicolor (takin)
Lineage: Eukaryota; Metazoa; Chordata; Mammalia; Artiodactyla; Bovidae
Gene: LDLRAD4
Product: low density lipoprotein receptor class A domain containing 4
Biological process (GO): negative regulation of transforming growth factor beta receptor signaling pathway
Cellular component (GO): Golgi membrane; early endosome membrane
Molecular function (GO): R-SMAD binding
Source: RefSeq, a predicted model, not a curated record